GUGUUACAUCAGAUGAUUCACGGGUUGAUCGUCAAACUGUAAUCAAGCAGAGUUUGGUUUCUGCUUUUAAGACCAGUCUGGCUGCGAAUUUGAAGGCAGAACUGCAAGCAAUUGACUAUAAGCUCCAAGAUCAAGGAUUAGAAGAAAAGCAGUUUGCACGGUGGACCACAACGUGGUGGGAACAGUUUUCAGUACUGUUAAGAAGAGGGGUGAAAGAAAGAAAGCACGAGUCUUUCUCUGGGCUUAAGAUUGGUCAGGUGUUGGUGGUAGCUUUCCUAUCGGGAUUACUAUGGUGGCAAUCUGAUGUCACUCACUUACAAGAUCAGGUACAAAAUUAA
Molecule: messenger RNA, 338 nt
Organism: Ilex paraguariensis (yerba mate)
Lineage: Eukaryota; Viridiplantae; Streptophyta; Magnoliopsida; Aquifoliales; Aquifoliaceae
Source: the annotation of a GenBank genome assembly